CAGAGCCUCAGAGGAAACUGUCUGUAGCUCAGUCUGGUACCCAACUCUAUCUUUUUCUCUGAGAUGUCAGGUGCUGACAGUCCAAAUGGCACCGGUGCGUCUCCAGUCCCGGACUAUGAAUGGAGAUAUGAAUAUUAUGAUGACGAGGAGCCAGUAUCUUUUGAAGGACUCAAGGCACACCGCUACUCUAUAGUGAUUGGCUUCUGGGUCGGCCUGGCUGUCUUUGUCAUCUUUAUGUUUUUCCUCCUCACGCUUCUGACCAAGACUGGAGCUCCACAUCCUGACAGCAGUGGACAGCCAUGUGAGAAGCGGCCCCGUAUGAUUGGCUACAUGGACACCAACCUCAACAACAGAGCCUCUUCUCCCCACCCUAUUGGUCUGGACUCAUCCUGCUCUCUCUUUCAGUGCUAUGUAUCCAAGGAGGGUCAGAUGAGCUCCAGAGCCCUGUGGAGCUCUGCUGCUGGUGUGGGUGUGGGUGCAUCAGGAGGCAGCCACAGGAGGCCCAGCAGCAGUGCGGAGGAGGGGGACGGUACACUCCUGCAGGAGUUAACAGUGACAGAUAAUAGGACUGAGAGAGAAGCCAUCUUGCAGGCCCACUUCAGUAUUCCUAACUGUGUGAACUCUGAGCAGAGCUCAACUGUAGGGGAGGACCACCUGCUGCUGGGGGCAGGAUCAGAGCAGCAGGAACGAUAAUGACCACAGUUAUUUGCCGUAGGCCUGGAGAGCUGAGAGCAGCUACUCAUCAAAUGUGAUAACUCAGGUGGCUUAAUUGACUGCAUGUCUUCAAGGAUGCAGCCUUUUAUGUCUCUACACUGCCGACAGUUUUCGGGUUGUCCAUACAUACGUACCUCCGUCCCACUGUUGUGAACACGAUAUCUCAAGAAUGCCCUAAGGGAAUUUUUUCAA
Epinephelus lanceolatus (giant grouper) is the source of this 906-nucleotide messenger RNA. Lineage: Eukaryota; Metazoa; Chordata; Actinopteri; Perciformes; Serranidae. The record is from RefSeq and is a predicted model, not a curated record.